GAAGGGUCACUGCUCACUUCCCACCACAACCUCAGACACGACGCAUACGGCGCAGUGGAUGUCCGACUGCCCCCCACCUUUCUGCUGCCCGGGCUGACUGCAGACCCCCAGGUGGAAUGGUCGCCGCAGACCCCCGGCCUCCUCGGCUGAGAUUUGAGAGGGGACAAGCAGCGGAGAUCCAGUAAGGGUGUCCGGACCUUUCAUUACAUUCCUGGGAUGUUACAUGACCGGUCCUCAGAGAUGGUACAGAAAGACGCGAGUAAAGGUUGCCACUGGACCCCACUGAGGAUUCUGGGAAUGAUUGUCUGUAUUUUCAUCUCAUUGGCUGGAAUUGGAGUCACAAUUUGGGCAGUGGUGACGUAUGUUCUGAAGAACGGGACAUCAAGCAUCUACAUAGUUCAGGUGAAUUCUCCAGAUCACAGGCUCACCGUGUAUGACGACAAAGACCAGACCUGGCGACUGGUUUGCUCGUCCGCCGCCAAUGCUGCUGUGGCCACGCUAAGCUGUGAAGAGAUGGGAUUCAUUAGGUCUAUGAGUUAUCAGGAGCUUCGAGUGGAGACAGCAGGAGCCAAUGGCACGUCAGGAUAUUUUUGCGUCCGGGAAUCGCAGAUGACAAGCGCCAAAAGACUUCUAGAGGUUCUUACAGUCUGCGAGUGUCCGAGUGGGAGAUUUCUCUCUGUCCAGUGUCAGGACUGCGGUCGCAGGAAGAUGGCAGUGGACCGAAUUGUGGGAGGACAGAAUGCCGCUCUGGGCCGCUGGCCAUGGCAGGUCAGCCUACGUUACGAUGGAGCCCAUUUGUGCGGCGGCUCCCUGAUCUCCAGCGAGUGGGUCCUCACAGCUGCCCAUUGUUUCCCCGAGAGAAACCGCGUAGUGAGUCUGUGGCGGGUGUUCGCUGGGGGCGUGUCACAGAGCUCCACCGGGGGGCAUCUAAUGGGCGUGAAGGGCGUUAUAUACCACUCUGGCUACUUACCUUUCAUCUACCCGGACAGUGAAGAGAACAGCAAUGACAUAGCGCUGGUGCACCUGCUGACCCCCUUCACCCUCACAGAAUACGUGCAGCCGGUUUGCCUUCCGGCAUUGGGCCAGCAGAUCACGGAUGGGAAGGUUUGUACGGUCACCGGAUGGGGUAACACACAGUACUACGGUCAGCAGUCUGACACCCUGCAAGAGGCCUCGGUGCCCAUUAUCAGCAUCUCGGUGUGCAACCAGCCGGAAUACUACGACAACCAGAUCACGGGGAAGAUGUUCUGCGCGGGAUACCAAGAAGGCGGGAUUGACGCUUGUCAGGGUGACAGCGGAGGUCCCUUCGUGUGUGAGGACACCAUCUCCCGCACAUCAAGAUGGCGGCUGAGCGGCGUCGUCAGCUGGGGAAUAGGCUGCGCUCUGCCGAACAAGCCCGGGGUGUACGCCAAGGUGGAUCAGUACCAGAGCUGGAUCUACAGAGCCAUGAAGACCAAAGGCGACGCCACGGGAAUCACGGAGAUGCCAUGAAAAUUCCCCCCCGCUAUCCAUGGAACAUCCGGAUCCGGAAUUCUGCCGGAGCAGUGA
Nanorana parkeri is the source of this 1548-nucleotide messenger RNA. It is a transcript of the gene HPN, whose product is annotated as hepsin. Gene Ontology annotation, biological process: proteolysis. Gene Ontology annotation, molecular function: serine-type exopeptidase activity; serine-type endopeptidase activity. The transcript has 14 exons. Gene Ontology annotation, cellular component: membrane. Lineage: Eukaryota; Metazoa; Chordata; Amphibia; Anura; Dicroglossidae. The record is from RefSeq and is a predicted model, not a curated record. Bases 217 to 1491 code for a protein of 424 amino acids.